Messenger RNA from Arachis duranensis, 1942 nucleotides. RefSeq names its product heterogeneous nuclear ribonucleoprotein 1. Bases 436 to 1491 code for a protein of 351 amino acids. Lineage: Eukaryota; Viridiplantae; Streptophyta; Magnoliopsida; Fabales; Fabaceae. Gene Ontology annotation, cellular component: nucleoplasm. The transcript has 7 exons. The record is from RefSeq and is a predicted model, not a curated record. Gene Ontology annotation, biological process: regulation of gene expression. Gene Ontology annotation, molecular function: RNA binding.
UCUCCUUGCUGUGGAGUAGUUUUCCCACGGCGCUGGAGUUCUCGGUUUGGGCCAUGGGUCAAACAGAAAUAAACUUCACUCCUCCCCGAGUACGAGUAAAGCACUACUGAAGUAGUACUGAUUACUGAAAUUCGCUCUCCUUCUGAAACCCUAGCACUACCUGUUUCCUUCAUUGUUUCGUUUUCCUCUCAUCGGUUACUCUAACAAAAAAACAAAAUACCCCCAACAACUUCUGCACCGUGUUUUCCUCCCUCCGCCGCCAGCCGCCAUCCGCCACUUAUCCCAGCUCUCGCCAUCGCGUCACCGCUGUGCUGCCACUCGUCAGCCUCGAGGGUCUUCCGACCAAUUAGAAACCUGUGCUGGUCUGCUGCGCUCCGAGGAUCAGCACCAAUAAUAAAUCGGUCAGCGAAGGCACGGGUAUUUCGAUCGGCAAGAAUGGGUUCCCGAAAGGGUGACAACCCUCACUUCGGUGACGGUGCCAGUCCUGGGAAAAUCUUUAUCGGAGGUCUAGCCAAAGACACCACUUUGGAUACUUUUGUUAAGUACUUCGAGAAGUACGGAGAGAUAAUGGACUCGGUUAUCAUGAAGGAUCGGCAUACCGGUAAACCCAGGGGUUUUGGUUUCAUCACCUAUGCAGAUCCAUCUGUUGUGGACCAGGUCAUCCAGGAGAACCAUGUUAUCAAUGGCAAACAGGUUGAGAUCAAGAGGACUAUUCCUAAGGGUUCAUCACAAGCUAAUGACUUCAAAACAAAGAAGAUUUUUGUUGGUGGUAUUUCAACAUCGGUCACUGAAGAUGAGUUUAAGAACUUCUUCUUGAAGUAUGGGAAAGUUGUGGAACAUGAGAUCAUACGUGAUCACACUACUAAACGUUCCCGGGGUUUUGGCUUUAUAGUUUUUGACAGUGAAAAAGUUGUUGACAAUAUGUUAGCAGAUGGGAAUAUGAUUGAUAUGUCUGGUACUCAGGUUGAGAUCAAGAAGGCUGAACCAAAGAAAUCCUCAAACUCAGCUUCUCUUCCUCCAUUUGCUAGUGACUCUAGGGCACUUCCUUACUAUGAUGGUUUUGGUGGAUUUGGUGAUUCUUUUGGAAGUUUUGGAAAUAGCAGUUUUGAUCCUGCUUCUUAUAGAUCCCUUGGAGGUUUUGGUGGUAGGCUUAGCAGUUAUGGUGGAUAUGGCAGUGGAGAUGAUUUUGGUGGUAGUUUUGGAGGGUCUGGUGGUGGUAUUGGUGGUGGCUAUGCAGGCUAUCGUGGAGAAUCAUCAUUUGGUUUCUCUAGUCGCUAUGGUUCCUUCAUGGGGGGCCUUGGUGAUGGUUAUGGUGGGAGUGGUUUAGGUGCUUAUGGACGAGGUGGUGGGUCCUAUGGAAGCUAUGGGGGUGCGGCUACUGGCGGAAGUUAUGAACCAAGAUCUGGUACUGGUUAUGGUGGGGCUGGAGGACCUUAUGGUAGUAGGGGAGGUUAUGGUGGCAGUAGCCGCUACCAUCCUUAUGCAAGAUAGAUUAUUAUUAAGCUUUGUCAUAGAAGCUGCAUGCAGGUUUAAGCAUUUUCUAGAAACAAGGCACUCAUGGCAGGUGGCCACGUUUUAGAAGUCAGACGAACCACUAGCAUGUCUGUAUUAAUGAGUUGCUUAGACAGCCGAAGGUAGAACGCCAUCAAUCUAGAGCUUGUGAUCAUCAUCAAUCUAGAGUUACCCUUCAGUUGUCAUCCUAGAAGAUGUUAGGCAGGCACACUAUGACUUUAUUUCUAAUCAGAUUGUUGCAUGUUAGACUGUGCCACAUUUCUAGAAUAGAGAUUUAAUUAGAAGCAGAGUGGAGUGGUGUGAAUCUGUAUUAUUGUAGGUUAUACUUAUUAGUCUAUUGUUUGGAAUAGUACCUCUUGAUCUAUCCUUUAGUUGCAUGUUAAGCCUGUGUUGAAGAUGUUGGUUAUGCUGCAGUUGCUAUUUAGUUAUA